Drosophila elegans is the source of this 896-nucleotide messenger RNA. It is a transcript of the gene rdhB, whose product is annotated as farnesol dehydrogenase. Bases 68 to 814 code for a protein of 248 amino acids. NCBI's taxonomy places the organism in Eukaryota, Metazoa, Arthropoda, Insecta, Diptera, Drosophilidae. The record is from RefSeq and is a predicted model, not a curated record. The transcript has 5 exons.
UCCACGAAGCCGUGAGGUCAUCGCUGCUUGUACUUUAUCUUGACUUGACGGAGUAAAGGGUUCCAUUAUGGAAAAUACUUUCUACUGGCGCAACAAGGUGGCGGUGGUCACUGGUGCCUCUGUGGGAAUUGGAGCUAGCACAGCUUUGGAAUUGGCCAAUGCCGGAAUGGUGGUUGUGGGUCUAGCUCGCCGAGUGGAACUCAUUGAGGCUCUCAAGAAUCAAGUGUCCGGUGAAGGCCAAAUCUUUGCCCGCAAAUGCGACCUCAACGAUGAGGAGCAGCUGACUAGUACCUUUAGUUGGAUUCGUGAAAACUUCGAGGCCAUUCAUGUACUCAUCUGCAACGCUGGCAUCUUGAAGGCCAACUUUCUGAGCGAGUCCCCCAAGAAGGAUAUUAAGGAACUGUUUGAUACGAAUGUGGUGGCCACCGCCAGCUGUCUGCGGGAAGCACUGAAGCACAUGGCAGCGGUCAAGGGUCGCGGUCACAUUGUGGUCAUGAACAGCGUGCUUGGCCAUCGGAUUCCGGAAGUGCCGGUGCCCUUAUUCAGCGUUUAUCCGGCCACGAAGCAUGCAAUUACGGCACUCUGCCAAACGGUGCGCCAGGAAAUACAUUUUCUCAAAUUAAAUAUUAAAUUAACGAGCAUCUGUCCGGGCAUGGUGGACACGGACUUCCUCAGUGUUUACUCGCAGGCGGUGGCCGAGCUGCCCAAGUUGCAGGCGAAGGAUGUGGCCAAGGCCGUGCUUUAUGCCCUGAACACUCCCGAUGGCGUCCAGGUGGAGGACAUCAUCCUUCAGCAGAUGCGGCAGGUCAAUUAACCACUGAAUAGAUUUUUAAAUAACCAUUUUCUUUCCUUAAAUAUAUUAUAACAUUGUAAUAAAAGAAUGUGCGUAAAACUUA